AGUGACACAGGAUGACCCCAAGUGUCACAGCCUCAGCAAGCACCGGAACGAGGCCCCCCAGCCCUUCACGGGGGCGGCAAAGAAGUCUCCAGAAUCCCUGGUUAAGCUGGAUGCGCCCCCAUCAGCCUGCCCACGACAUGUGAGGGUCAAAAACUGGGGCAGUGGGAUGACUCUCCAAGACACACUUCACCACAAGGCCAAAGCGGAUUUGGCUUGCAGGUCCAAGUGUUGCUUGGGAUCCAUCAUGAACUCCAAAAGCUUGACCAGAGGACCCAGGGACAAGCCUACCUCCCCAGAUGAACUUCUACCUCAAGCUAUCGAAUUUGUCAACCAGUAUUACAGCUCCUUCAAAGAGGCAAAAAUAGAGGAACAUCUGGCCAGGGUGGAAGCUGUAACAAAGGAGAUAGAAACAACAGGAACCUACCAGCUGACGGGAGAUGAGCUCAUCUACGCCACCAAGCAGGCCUGGCGCAAUGCCCCACGCUGCAUCGGGAGGAUCCAGUGGUCCAACCUGCAGGUCUUCGACGCCCGGAGCUGUUCCACUGCCCAGGAAAUGUUCGAGCACAUCUGCAGACACCUGCGUUACUCCACCAACAACGGCAACAUCAGGUCGGCCAUCACGGUGUUCCCCCAGCGGAGCGAUGGGAAGCACGACUUCCGGGUCUGGAACUCCCAGCUCAUCCGCUAUGCCGGCUACCAGAUGCCUGAUGGCACCAUCCGAGGGGACCCUGCCUGCGUGGAGUUCACCCAGCUGUGCAUCGACCUGGGCUGGAAACCCAAGUACGGCCGCUUCGACGUGGUGCCUCUGGUCCUGCAGGCCGGCGGCCGAGACCCUGAGCUCUUCGAGAUCCCGCCUGAUCUUGUGCUCGAGGUGCCCAUGGAACAUCCCAAGUAUGAGUGGUUCCGGGAGCUGGGGCUGAAGUGGUACGCCCUGCCUGCCGUGUCCAAUAUGCUGCUCGAGGUGGGUGGCCUGGAGUUUCCAGGGUGCCCCUUCAACGGCUGGUACAUGGGCACAGAGAUCGGGGUGCGGGACUUCUGUGACGUCCAGCGCUACAACAUCCUGGAGGAGGUGGGCAGAAGGAUGGGCCUGGAAACGCACAAGCUGGCCUCGCUCUGGAAGGACCAGGCUGUCGUUGAGAUCAAUGUCGCCGUGCUCCACAGUUUCCAGAAGCAAAAUGUGACCAUCAUGGACCACCACUCAGCUGCAGAGUCCUUCAUGAAGUACAUGCAGAACGAGUACCGGUCCCGAGGGGGCUGCCCCGCCGACUGGAUUUGGCUGGUGCCCCCCAUUUCUGGAAGCAUCACCCCCGUGUUCCACCAGGAGAUGUUAAACUAUGUUCUGUCCCCUUUCUACUACUACCAGGUGGAGGCCUGGAAAACCCACGUCUGGCAGGACGGGAAGCGGAGGCCCCGGAGAAGAGAGAUUCGGUUUCAAGUCUUGGUUAAAGCCGUGCUCUUUGCCUCUAUGCUGAUGCGCAAGACCAUGGCGUCCCGAGUCAGAGCCACCAUCCUCUUUGCGACGGAGACGGGAAAAUCGGAAACUCUGGCUCAGGACCUAGGGGCUUUGUUCAGCUGUGCCUUCAACCCCAAGGUUCUCUGCAUGGACGAGUACAGGCUGAGCAGCCUGGAGGAGGAGCAGCUGCUGCUGGUGGUGACCAGCACCUUUGGGAACGGAGACUCCCCCGGCAAUGGAGCGAAGCUGAAGAAAUCCCUCUUCAUGCUGAAAGAGCUCACCAACAAGUUCAGGUAUGCCGUGUUUGGCCUCGGUUCCAGCAUGUACCCUCAGUUCUGCGCCUUCGCUCAUGAUGUCGACCAGAAGUUGUCCCACCUGGGAGCGUCUCAGCUCACCCCGACGGGGGAAGGGGACGAGCUCAGUGGGCAGGAAGAGGCCUUCCGCAGCUGGGCCGUGCAAACCUUCAAGGCAGCCUGUGAGGCGUUCGAUGUCCGAGGCAAAGACCGCAUUCAGAUCCCCAAGCUCUACACCACCAAUGUGACCUGGGACCCGCACCACUACCGGCUUGUGCGGGACUCUCAGCCUUUGGACCUCAACAAAGCCCUCAGCGGAAUGCACGCCAAGAAUGUGUUCACCAUGAAGCUCAAAUCGCGGCAGAAUCUACAGAGCCCCAAAUCCAGCCGCAUCACGCUCCUGGUGGAACUCUCCUGCGAGGGCAGCCCAGGCCUCAGCUACCAGCCUGGAGAGCACCUGGGGGUUUUCCCAAGCAACCAGCCAGCCCUGGUUCAAGGCAUUUUGGAGCGAGUGGUGGACGGCCCCGCACCCCACCAACCCGUGUGCCUGGAGACCCUCAGCGAGACCGGCAGCUACUGGGUCAGGGACAAGCGGCUGCCCCCCUGCUCCCCCAGCCAGGCCCUCACCUACUUCCUGGACAUCACCACGCCCCCAACCCAGCUGCUGCUCCGAAAGCUGGCCCAGCUGGCCACAGAAGAACCGGAGAGGCAGAGGCUACAGACCCUGUGCCAGCCCUCAGAGUACAACAAGUGGAAGUUCACCAACAGUCCCACAUUCCUGGAGGUGCUGGAGGAGUUCCCGUCCCUGCGGGUAUCUGCCAGCUUCCUGCUCUCCCAGCUCCCUGUCCUGAAACCCCGGUACUACUCCAUCAGCUCCUCCAGGGACCGCACCCCCACGGAGGUCCACCUCACCGUGGCCGUGCUCACCUACCGCACCCGAGAUGGCCAGGGUCCCCUGCACCACGGUGUCUGCAGCACAUGGCUCAGCAGCCUGAAACCCCAAGACCCAGUGCCUUGUUUUGUAAGAAGUGCCAGCGGCUUCCAGCUCCCCGAGGACCCCUCCCGUCCUUGCAUCCUCAUUGGGCCCGGCACGGGCAUCGCCCCCUUCCGCAGUUUCUGGCAGCAGCGACUCCAUGACACUGAGCACAAAGGGCUCCGGAGAGGCCACAUGACCCUGGUGUUUGGGUGCCGGCGCCCAGAUGAGGACCACCUUUACCGGGAGGAGAUGUUGGAGAUGGCCCGGAAGGGGGUGCUGCAUGAGGUGCACACAGCCUAUUCUCGCCUGCCUGGCCAGCCCAAGGUCUACGUUCAAGACAUCCUUCAGCAGCAGCUGGAUGUGGCCCACACACUGAAGCAGCUGGUGGCUGCCAGGCUGAGCCUGAGUGAGGAGCAGGUCGAGGACUAUUUCUUCCAGCUGAAGAGCCAGAAGCGCUAUCAUGAAGACAUCUUCAGUGCUGUGUUUCCCUACAAGAUGAAAAAGGAUGGGGCAGCGGGACAGCCUAGUGAUCCCAGAGCUCCAACAGCCCACAGGAGAAGUUAAAGGUGCUGCCGAGAAUUGCAGGAUGGAGCCAACUCUCCAUUAUCUGACAUCACAGGGUCUGGGGAGAUGGUGGGAAAUUAUAUCCCCAAGUCUCCCGUCUUAUUACCCCAUGUCCUUCCCCUUUACUUGACUUGCUACCGAGUAGCAGCCUGCACUGAGUGGAACCUGUUGUCUCCUUUGAGCCCACCCUUCCCCGGCUCAUGGGGAACUGGGUUGUCCCUGGUCCCUUGGAGAGAAGAUCUGCAAUGUCAGGCCUGGCCAGUGGGUGAGGAUGGAUCCUUCUUCUGAUUGCACCUCUAGGAGGGACCACCAGGAGGUGACGACGGGCCACUCUGUGUUUAGCCUGGCCCUUCUCCCCAUGUACAGUUAUUUAUGCCCUUGUAUUUAAAAAAGCAAACACUAGUCAGCUCCUGAGGCUGUUUAGGCCUUUCAUGUAUGACUCCUUGAUGGAGAUAUUUAUAUGAAAUACAUUUUAUUUUAAUCACA
This is a messenger RNA of Myotis brandtii (Brandt's bat), 3772 nucleotides long. RefSeq names its product nitric oxide synthase 2, inducible (gene NOS2). Gene Ontology annotation, molecular function: calmodulin binding; nitric-oxide synthase activity; flavin adenine dinucleotide binding. Lineage: Eukaryota; Metazoa; Chordata; Mammalia; Chiroptera; Vespertilionidae. Gene Ontology annotation, biological process: nitric oxide biosynthetic process. The record is from RefSeq and is a predicted model, not a curated record. Bases 167 to 3286 code for a protein of 1039 amino acids. The transcript is spliced from 26 exons.